CCAACUAUUGAGGUGGCUGGAUAUAAAACACUGAAACACUUACAUAGAACGGGCGUGUGAUGUUGGACGAUUGACUUGCCGAGUGAAACGAAAUAUUUGCAGAGGAUCUGUAAAUGCAAGAGAAGUGUAUAGAUGUAAUGUCUAUAUCAAGUAAAGACGGAAUAAGAAACUGUGGCCAUAACCUAAACAUUAUGUAGCAAAUAUAUAGGACUGAUCUGGAAAUAGAAGACAAAGCAUUUUACUUCUGUUGACACGUGGAGGCAACACGGUCUGAAAUAUGAGAUGAAACUAUUGUGUGGAUUGAUGUCAUCGAAGACAUGUAGAGUUUGAAGGUUAAAUUAGGCAUGCUGUCUUCUUGUGGAAGUAAGAGUGACUUUAUAUCAUAAUGUUUUGAACGGAACUUUUUAUAGCGCUUGAUUAAUUCCAAUACUUACAAAAACAUUUCAAAAUCUAACACAUUUAAGAUGGCUUCCAGACACGAAUGCGGUAUAUGUUUGGGUGAUUUUGUCGAACCUAAAAUCAUGCCUUGCUUUCACACUUUUUGUAAGGUAUGUUUACAAUGCCAUAUCACGGAGACUGCUCGAAAUGGGGAGAUUAACUGUCCAAUGUGUAGAACAGAAAUACCUGUACCACCAGGCGGAGCUGCCGGUUUUACCAGUAACUUCUAUAUCGAAGACCGGAGUAAUAGGAAUAUUUGUCCUAAACAUGAAGAAAUGGAAUUAAAGUUUUAUUGUCGUGAUUGUUCGGUAGCUAUCUGCUCUGACUGCAUCGCUGUUGAUCAUGCUGAUCAUAAACGAGCUGAACUAAAAACUGUUGAUCCUGAAUUGAGACAAUCAUUAAAAACCAUCAAACUAGAAAUAGAAAAUCAAAUCAAACUUUUAGACAAUCAGUUGGAAUAUUUAGACGAGAAAUCAAAAGACAUCGACGUGUUUGCUAAAACUUCUAAAGAUAAUGUUCUCAAGAAAGUUGAGUCCAUCUGUAGUGAAGUCAGAAAACUAGGGAAUGAAAUCAACGAUAAGAUUGAUGUUCUCCGGGUAGAAGAAAGCAAGAAAGUAGAAGAUCUUAAAGCGGGAAUAAACAAAGAUAAAACUCGACUACAGACCAGUGUUAAAUGUGCUGUUGAUGUUUUGGAUGAUGUGUCAACCAUUCAGGUUAUAAAUAUUCUACCACAUAUUGAAACUCUAGCUGAAGAUCACAGUCCAAUACGUUUCUGUAAUCCUGUUGUUAAGUAUUUCAAUUUCCCUCAGACGAAGAUAAACCCAGACUCCCUCACACGGCUGUUUGGUGAACUACAUACCAUGGACAGUCCAACCUUUACAACCUGUUUUAAUAUGGAUCAGAUGAAGAAAGAUCAACUCUACUGGAGUCCAGAUUAUUAUAUGGUACAGGAUCUACCCUGGCAUGUUGGUGUUAAACACAACACCGAUACAUCAACACUGGGUAUUUAUCUGUGUCUAAAGAACGUACAGGACACCAAUGUUAAAUCUUGUACAAUUAAAUAUACGCUUAAACUGAUAAAUAGAAUACAUGACAGCGAGUCUAUAUCACAGCAGGGAAGUCACACGUUUACACCAGGUGACAGGGGGCGGGAAUGGGUAGAGUUUACUGACUGGUACAAGAUCAAAUGCCAAAACCUUGGUUUCACUGACAAUAACAAUGAUUUUAUAGUACAAGCAACAGUUGAAAUAAGUAAAAUGUGUUUUACUUCAUGUUUUGAUCUGAAGAGAGCCAAUACAGACACAAACUACUGGAAUAACAAGUUGGUUAUGUUACAGGAUUUAUACUGGAGAGCUGGAGUUGAACAUCAUCAUGAUAAAUCAACUUUAGGAGUUUAUCUGGACCUGAAUACAGAACAAGAAAAGAAUUUGACGUCCUGCUCAGCUGAUUAUAAACUUAAAUUAGUUCAUGGUACAGAUGAUUCUAAAUCUAUAGAAAAACAGUCUACUGAUACAUUAUAUACACCUGGCGGUACUGGACACGGUGCAUCAGAUAUUAUAGACUGGAAUACAUACGGUUGUAUAGAAUUUAUAGACUGGAAUACAUUACAGAAUGAUGUAAACGGUUUUCUAGACAACGGCCAUUUUACUAUAGAGACAACCGUUGAAGUUACUAGUUCAACUUUUACACACACGUUUAAUUUAACUGAUGUACCAACCGAUACAUGCUAUGCUGGUUAUAGUCAUACUAUACAAUAUCUACCAUGGCGUAUAGGUGUUAGACAUCAUACAGAUACAACAUCUUUAGGUUUGUUACUAUCUCUAUACCCAGGUGUUGAUAAAACAGUUAAAACAUGUUCAACUAAAUAUAAACUAAAACUGAUUCACCCAACAGAUCAGAGUCAAUCUAGAGAAGGAGCUGAACUAGAAUACACAUUUAAACCUGGUAGUGGUAUUGGAUAUGGCCUGCCUCAGUUUAUAGACUGGGAUGAUUUUACUCGUAGAUUUGUUGAUGGUAACAAGUUUACAGUCCAGGCCACAAUUACCAUUACUGAUAUAGACAGAUAUUAACACUUGACAAUCUAGACUACAGUUACCAUUAUAGCUCUAGUCUACAAUUACCACAAUAAGAUGACCUUCACCUGAUGUAUAUAGAUGUACCUGUAUCAGAUCAACUUUCUUUAAUGUAUACAUACAACCUGUAUCAGAUGACCUUCACCUGAUGUAAAUAGACUUACCUGUGUAUCAAAUGGCCUUCACCUGAUCUAAAUAGACUAACCUGUGUAUCAGAUGAUCUGCUCCUGGUGUAAACAGAUUACCUGUGUAUCAGAUGACCUUCACCUGAUGUAAAUAGAUUUACCUACGUGUAUAAGAUGACCUUCACCUGGUGUAAAUAAGAUGGCCUUCACCUGAUAUAAACAGACCCGCCUGUAUAUAUGAUGACGUCAGUUAUAAAAAUAGAAACAAGAAGAUGGAAACAUUCAAAGAAAUUGUGACCAAUAGAAUCUGGUACACGGGGACGUAACUAGCUCAGAGCAACGAGAGGGGGUGUUGUUAGGGGUUUUGUAAAAUUGACGGAAAAUGUAUAUCUAUUGUUUUUAUGGUCGGUAAUUUUUUCA
Molecule: messenger RNA, 3055 nt
Organism: Patella vulgata (common limpet)
Lineage: Eukaryota; Metazoa; Mollusca; Gastropoda; Patellidae
Exons: 3
Coding region: 465-2507 (680 amino acids)
Biological process (GO): positive regulation of DNA-templated transcription
Cellular component (GO): chromatin; nucleoplasm
Molecular function (GO): protein binding; zinc ion binding; ubiquitin-protein transferase activity
Source: RefSeq, a predicted model, not a curated record